Molecule: messenger RNA, 1333 nt
Organism: Labrus bergylta (ballan wrasse)
Lineage: Eukaryota; Metazoa; Chordata; Actinopteri; Labriformes; Labridae
Gene: ostm1
Product: osteoclastogenesis associated transmembrane protein 1
Cellular component (GO): cytosol
Source: RefSeq, a predicted model, not a curated record
CACAUGAUUCUGUUUGGCGAUAACCAGGAAAUCAUGAGUUGUUAGGGCUGAAAGAAGAAGAAGAAGAAGAAGUAGAAUACACGAGUUAUUUGUCGUUUCCACCAUGGCUUCUCGUAAAACGUGUCUGUAUUUAGUUGUAUUUAUGUUGGACACUUACGCUUCCGUGCGUAGCGAUGAAGCACCCGCUUCUGGUGCUUUUGCGGUCAACUCGCCUGUGUUUAAGCCCGCUGCGAGCUCCGUGUUCUCCGUAAACAUGCUGUCUUCUUUCCCUGAAGAGCUGGAGGUAAGUGAGUACUGCAACAACCUGCUCCACCUAUUUGGACAGCGAUACGUCGGUUACGUGAACUGCCUGGUCCCAGCUGCUCGACCUGUCAAAGUGUGUCAGAACUGCUACUCCAGCUACGGCAGCCUCACAGAGACCUAUUUGAACAUCUCAGACCAGAUGGGUCCUGAUAAUGAGACCUGCAGGGACAGCCUUCUGCGUAGUGAUCGCCUAAUGCUGGUGUAUGUGCUGUACAGCAAUUUGGAAGACCUCUGGACAAAAUCAGACUGUAAAUCUUGUAUCACUAAAGGAUAUGAGAGCCUCACCAAUGACACUCUGUACUUCAUGGACAUCCUUAACCACACUCUCUCCUGCUUUGAGAAGUAUUCACCGGGGAACCAUACAGAGCUCUGCAAAAGCUGUAAGACCACAUACAGUCAACUGAACGACCUGUACAGCGGCAUGGAAAAGAAUCAGACCUUGUGUAUCGACUUAGAGGACGCGAUGAAUGUGACACGCAGACUGUGGAGUAAGAACUUCAAUUGUUCGUUCCCUCGUAAGGAGACGGUGCCUGUCAUCGCCGUGUCCAGCUUCAUGCUCUUUCUGCCCAUCAUCUUCUACUUGAGCAGCUUCCUUCACUCGGAACAAAAGAAACGCAAGCUCAUACACCAUACGAACAAAUACUCAAAUAUGAACAUUCAGGACAAACAGAACUGAAGAAGAGACGGAUGAUGACUAUGAAUGGAGGUCGGCCAUCGUCAUUUAAAAGUUUCAACCCUGGAGAAGAAUGACUUCACCGUCUUGUGCCUGAGGUUUGAAUGACUUCAAUGAAUGUUGAGGACUCAACGGUAUUGCACUUUACCAAUUAGUAUUCAGAGGAUCUAGAUAAAUGAAAAUGAAAGUAAAAGACUCCUGGCAUUACAACUUUUGAUUUCAUUUCCUUCAAACCAUCUUCCAUAAUACAAUGAAUUAUGCUGGAACUCUGAUUUUCAGAGAAUUUUUUGGCAGUAAUUAACAUAGGAAAAUAAUAAAUUAUUCACAGUGGAUGUUUGAAUCCUCUACUUUACAGUU